AUGAUACCAGCCAGCAGCAGCAGUAGCGCCAUCUUUGCUGCGAUUGCCGCUGGAGACACCGCGGCGUUGCAGCGGCUUGUGCGCACGGCGGACGCGCAACAUGUGAAUGCGAUCACGUCCAUCAACAAGGCCGUGUACACGCCAUUGAUCCGUGCAGCCGAAGUCGGGGAUGUGGAUGCCGUCGCCAUCCUUCUCGCGCAUCCUGAUAUCAACGUGAAUCGACCGCCUGGCGUGCCGCCCAGCUCACCCUCGGCAUUGCAUCGUGCUGCUGAAAAUGGACACGCCCCAGUCGUAGCAUUGCUCUUGAGUCAUGAUGGGAUCCAAGUGAACGCUACAGCUGAGCGAGGUGUCACCCCACUCGAAAAGGCACUGUAUCGCAGACACGAACACAUUGUACAAAUGUUGUGGCCGGUUGUAAACGACGACUCGCGUGACAGGUGCUUUGAUAUAUUGCUGGGGUCGCGGCAAUACGAUCUUGCCGCUACGUUGCAUCGCGAUCGUCCUCGUCUAUGGAACUGCGACUUGCAAAUACGAGGCCAGCUCGUGCUUCAGACUCUAGCCCCAUAUCUUUGCAUGGACAGUGUCGUAGCGUUACUCGUCCAAGACCUCCCCAUAUCUGUCGACUCUACCAACCCUUCCCGGCUCGUAGACAACCCCGACCAUUCAUUAUAUUCGUGGAUGAUAUUCCUCGAUCCAGAGCUUAAAGUACCCGACGACGUGUCCAAGCUGGCCGUGAUCCAACGCAUUCUCGACCUCGAAUUAUUCGCCCAGGUCCCGCGCACGCAUGUAGUCCGGCGUCUCAUGGCGGCUCCAGAUGAGCACGGCCGCCCGGCGAUCGAUGCCGCCGACGCCGACGUUCGGGCGUUUCUGACCAACCAACUGUACUUUUUGGGGCGGUAUGAGCUGCUGCUGGACGCCCCCCCCGUGCACGUGAGCGCGACGUCCGUGGUUGUGCUGGCUUACGAUCAUGGCAUGUAUGCCCAAGUGUUUGAAGAGGAAGCAGAAGGGGACGUUAAUGACGGCUAUCUGCUCGACUUGAAUGGGUUCUGCAACUGUCUCAGGGCGUUGGCCCCGCUGCGCGCGACCGAUGAUAUCAGCGACGACGCCACUAUGCACCGUUGGGAAGCCGAGUUUGAAAUGUUGGACACCGACCGUGAUGACGUUAUCACAAGAGACGAAUUCCUGCGAUACUGUGACCAAACAUUUGGGCCCCAUCUCAAAGUUGCCAUCAAGUUCAUCAAAUCCCAGGCCGACUACGACCGCGAAUGUUACCAUCGCCAGCGUCUCGACUUGAACUUUGUAUUGGGGCUCGUGCCGAGUCCUGCGGAGCUCCCGGAUGAUUUUGCCCAAACCAUGUCUCAGCUACCUCUGUCGCAUCUCUCCCAUAUCAACAUGGCCGAGUAUGCCAACCUGGUUGUGAUGCCUGCCGCCGAUCGCAGUUUGGAGGACAUUUUUCUCAAAGAACGGCCAUCCGAAGCCCAAGUGAUCGAUAUGAUCAAGCAGGUUGCGGCAGCAUUGGACCAUUUACACAGCCAUCGCAUUGUACAUGGAGACUUGAAGAAGCUGAAUGUGCUGCGAAUGGGAGUUCACCUCAAGUUGAUCGACUUGGACGCGUCUACUCGAAUAGGCGACGUCCUCGGCGCGAAAUUCAGCUCGGGGAUUCUCCCUCCAGAAAUGUUCUAUCGACGGUCUGACGUCCCCACAACGAUCCAAGGCAAUCAAACCACCCCACAGUAUGCCGUUCGCGCUAGCUUUCCACUCGAGUCGUCAGCUACUUCCAGUGAAAAUACCUCAGCAACUCCGCCGCCCAAGUUGCCGUACGAGUUGAUUCCUGCAUCUCCAGCGGUCGAUAUGUGGGCAUUAGGCUGCAUGUUGUUUCAAUUGCUAUCUGGGGAAGAACUCGUUCCCACGGAUGUCAACCAAGACGUGACAGCCGACUACAUUGACGCCGCGGCGACGGGGCGGUAUGUGGACAACGCCACUCGAACGUGGAUGGAGGAUGCGUUGGACAUGAAUGAUGAAGAGAUGGGAGUGCGGAUGUUUGAAGACAUGGCGUGUAAGGAUGCCACGUCACGACACGAGUCAGUUCGAGGCGCGGCGUUGAGAAGACUCAAGCUCUGGUUUCUUGAAAAAGACCCCACGGAAUCGUUUGCAGGACUCGAGCGCGUGCUCGUAGGCGAUGGCCAAGUGCGGUGGACGUCCCAUGUGAAUGCCCAACGCAUCCGACGACGACAACACGAGCGACCCCACGAAACCAAUAACUGGGGUAGUGGGGGGGGUAGUACUGAUGGAGGAUUUUACGUGUAG
Molecule: messenger RNA, 2307 nt
Organism: Aphanomyces astaci
Lineage: Eukaryota; Oomycota; Saprolegniomycetes; Saprolegniales; Verrucalvaceae
Product: serine/threonine protein kinase
Exons: 9
Coding region: 1-2307 (768 amino acids)
Biological process (GO): regulation of mitotic cell cycle; protein phosphorylation
Cellular component (GO): nucleus
Molecular function (GO): protein binding; cyclin-dependent protein serine/threonine kinase activity; calcium ion binding
Source: RefSeq, a predicted model, not a curated record